AUGUCUCUUCAAUACCAACAGGGCGACAACAGCGAAGAAUGCAACUAUCGUGUUGCCAUUCAUCUCAAUAACGUUGGCGUUGCGCUUCUCGAGCGUCGGGCCUACAAGCAAGCCCUCGACACUCUCAAGGAUGCGGUGACGGUUGUCCGCCAAGCCUUUGUUGAUGAGGACGACGAGAAUCAGAGUUCGAUGUUGACCAAAGCCGCUCGUCGGCUUGCAACUCCCAAAUCGCUUGUUCUCGCCUCCUCUGGCCUGGUGACAAUUUCGGAAGAUGCCGGAUUCGAGACUAUCAGACCACUGACGCAUGCUGGGGGAUCAGAUCAAGCUCUUUGUGCUGUGAAGAUGGAACACUUUGGGCAGGAAGACCGUGAUAUCGAUAUCGACUCAGCCACAGUAUUGCACAACUUUUCCGUCGCGCACCUUCUUUUGGCCCGCGUUGCUAAGACGAACAGCUGCGCAAAGCAGCUGCGAGUCGGUGCGCUCAAAUUGGCCAGUCUAUCGUACCGAACACUUUCCACACUCCUCGUUGUCCGUGAUGAGAACGAGCUCGAGAACAUGAUUAUGCUUAAACCCAAUCUAUUUUUGAUCGCUAUUUCUGUUCUGCGGUGUCUUGUUCAUGCCCUACACGAGUCGAACCAAGUGAUUAAGGCACAGCAAAGCUAUCAACGAUUGCUACUCCUGGAAGCUGCCAUUGGUGAAGUUGACGAACCACCCUGCUUGACUGGGAAAAGCGCUGCUGCUGCAUAA
This is a messenger RNA of Phaeodactylum tricornutum CCAP 1055/1, 747 nucleotides long. RefSeq lists its product with no specific name. The coding region runs from base 1 to 747 and encodes 248 amino acids. The record is from RefSeq and is a predicted model, not a curated record. NCBI's taxonomy places the organism in Eukaryota, Bacillariophyta, Bacillariophyceae, Surirellales, Neidiaceae. The transcript has a single exon.